This is a messenger RNA of Physeter macrocephalus (sperm whale), 1097 nucleotides long. It is a transcript of the gene NPM2, whose product is annotated as nucleophosmin/nucleoplasmin 2. The coding region runs from base 268 to 921 and encodes 217 amino acids. The transcript is spliced from 8 exons. Gene Ontology annotation, biological process: positive regulation of DNA replication; chromatin remodeling. Lineage: Eukaryota; Metazoa; Chordata; Mammalia; Artiodactyla; Physeteridae. Gene Ontology annotation, cellular component: nucleoplasm; nucleolus; cytoplasm. The record is from RefSeq and is a predicted model, not a curated record. Gene Ontology annotation, molecular function: RNA binding; chromatin binding; histone binding.
AGAGGGUCGGGCCCCGGGGCCGAGUGGACGUAAGACCGGGCACCGGGCCGCCUUGCCCGCGGCUACCCGGAGCUGCACCCCCGGGGUGCUGGGAGGGCCGGCGGGGCAGCCGGGCCCCUCGCUCACCUCUCCCGCUCUGGGCGAUCUAAGCACCGUCCUUUGGCGGAGCGCUCCGCCGGGGUGUCCCCAGCUCGGGUGUGGGCUGCCUUGUCGGCCGGGGGUUGUAACGCGCCCUUCCUCGCAGCUGCUCGGCCCCCGCCCCGCAUCAUGAAUCGCAGCCGCACUAGCAGCACCUCCGAAAAGGCGACACUGGCCUUGCUCUGGGGCUGUGAGCUGAGCCAGGAGAAGCCGACUUGGACCUUCAGACCCCAGAAGGUGGGGAAGCAGGACUGUAUGCUGUUGCUUAGUACGAUUUGCCUGGGGGAGAAAGCCAAAGAGGAGAUGAACCUCGUGGAGAUCCUGCCCCCAGCAAGCCAGGACGACAGAAGGAGGAAGCCCAUCACCCUGGCCUCUCUUCGGGCCUCCGUCCUCCCCAUGGUCGUCCUGGCGGGAUUGGAGCUUUCUCCUCCUGUCACGUUCCAGCUCCGGGCUGGCUCUGGACCCGUGUUCCUCUGUGGCCAGGAAUGUUAUGACCAAUCCUGGGAGGAAGAGGAGGGGGAGGAGGAGGACCUGGAGGAGGAGGAGGAAGAAGAGGAGGAAGAGGAAGAAGAUGAUGAUGACGAAGACAUAGAUGUGUCCCUGGAGAAGGAGACCCCUGUCAAACAAGUCAAGAGGCUGGCACCCCAGAAGCACACAAGCGUUGCCAAGAAAAAAAAGGUGGAAAAAGAGGAGGUGGCAGUGAGAUACCAUCCUAAAGACAGGAGCCCUGUGGGAAAGGCCAAAACCACACCCAGACCUAAAAAGCCAGGAUUCAAGAGAUGAGGAGCCAGGAGUGGCCUGGCCGCAGUGACCGAGGGAGGGCCCGUGAGACCACCGUGCUGAGUCUGAAUGUGAUGGACGUGUUGGGGGCGAGACAAGAGCUCCUCACCCCAGCUCUCGGUUGCAGCAGGACCUGGAGGGAAGAGCCCCGACCUCAGACCCACAAUAAAGUUUGCUUU